GAGACGCUGCAGAACUAGUGGCACAGGUCUGUACUUUGGAGACAGACUUACCUCUCCGGAGGGAGAGAGACCCAGCCCUGCCUCUCCACAACCGUGUCACUGUGUGCAUGUUACUGACCUGACUUAUUGCACCUGCUGAAGAGGCCAUGUCCCUCCGCCGAGAUACUGGGGGCAUUUCGUGAAACAAGGAGUGGCUAUGAAUCUGCGUCCAAGGACUUCAUCCCUGAUGACCUGGACGUCCAAGUCCCUGGAAGAGCCUUCAUGGUCACCGGGGGGAACAGUGGCAUUGGAAAAGCAACUGCCUUCGAGAUCGCCAGGCGAGGUGGCACAGUUCACCUGGUUUGUCGAGAUGAAAACCGAGCGGAAGGUGCCAGAGGUGAGAUCAUCAGGGAGAGCGGGAACCAGAACAUCUUUCUGCACAUUGUGGACUUAUCUGAUCCCAAGACAGUCUGGAAAUUUGUUGAAAAUUUCAAGCAGGAACAUACCCUCAAUGUCCUGAUCAAUAAUGCAGGUUGCAUGGUCAAUAAGAGAGAGCUCACGGAAGAUGGACUUGAAAAAAACUUUGCUACCAACACUCUGGGUGUGUAUGUUCUCACGACCGCCCUGAUCCCCGUCUUGGAGAAAGAACACGACCCCAGAGUGGUGACAGUCUCCUCUGGAGGAAUGUUGGUUCAGAAACUGAAUACCGAUGAUCUACAGUCAGAAAGGACAGCAUUCGAUGGUACCAUGGUCUAUGCACAAAACAAAAGGCAGCAGGUGGUCCUGACGGAGCAGUGGGCCCGAGCGCACCCGACCAUCCACUUCUCGUGCAUGCAUCCCGGCUGGGUCGACACCCCAGGUGUGCGGUUGUCGAUGCCCGGGUUCCACGCCAGGCUGGGGGCCAGGCUGCGCUCUGAGGCCCAGGGCGCGGACACCGUGCUGUGGCUGGCCCUCGCCCCGACUGCCGCCGUGCAGCCCAGCGGCCGCUUCUUCCAAGACCGGAAACCAGUGCCCACACAUUUGCCUUUUGCUAGAACAUCGUCCUCACCGGCUGAAGAGGAAAAACUAAUUGAAAUCCUGGAAGAGCUAGCUCAGAGAUUUAAAUAGGCCAGGCCAGGCCAGACCCAACGCGGGGCUGGAACCGCCUCAGAAAAUAUGGGAAGGUGUGGCCCAGGGGUAGACCAGUACACGGACCCCACGUCUAGACGUCCCCGUAGAUUGGCCCAUAUUCCACUGCUGUGGUCUGAGCUGCUUCCUCUCCUUCUGCAGUCAUAGAAAUCAGCCCCGUUCUUUAUACAAAGCCUAGUAUUGAAGCCGUGACCCACCAUCUCCUCACUGUGGGACCACAGGUGGGUUACUUACCCUCCGGGGGCCUCAUUUUCCCUGUCAGUGGAGAUUUUAGUGCUACUGACCUCAAGGGGUGGUUUUAACGAUUUCGUGAACUACUAGUAAUGCACUUAGAAGAGCGCUUGGUGCAUCCUAAAGACUUGAUAUAUGUUUGUUAGCUAUUAACAUCAGCUUUAACUGACAAGUGUGCUAAAACUCACGGAAAAAAAAAAAAUCCCCCUAAGGGUUACCCCCUGUAGCAAUGAGGAGCCACACAGAAUGGGAGCUUUUAUUUUAAAGUAAAUACGACUGGGGCUGGGAACUAGCGAAUCUGCCUCUUCCGCAGUAUCUUCUUUUCCCGUGUAAAUUUCUCCUUUGGGAUGUGGUUUUUUCCUAAGAUUCCAUGGCCUGGUUUAUUUACAUUUGCUACGAUUAGAAGUGGCAUGGACAUACAUACACUACCAAAGUAAAGCAGCUAGCUAGUGGGAAGCAGCUGCGCUGCGCUGGGAGGUCAGCUCCGUGCUCGGUGACCACCUAGAGGGGUGG
Molecule: messenger RNA, 1851 nt
Organism: Lagenorhynchus albirostris (white-beaked dolphin)
Lineage: Eukaryota; Metazoa; Chordata; Mammalia; Artiodactyla; Delphinidae
Gene: DHRS12
Product: dehydrogenase/reductase 12
Exons: 10
Coding region: 262-1086 (274 amino acids)
Source: RefSeq, a predicted model, not a curated record